AUGCCGAAAAGGGGAGUCAGGCACCCUAACUUUGCAUCAGAGAUCCAGUAUCCCAAUUCUGCUCCAGAAGUCUGGCAUCUCAACUCUGCCACAGAACUUUGGCAUUUCAAUUCUGCUCCAGAGGUCUGGCAGACUGGCACCCUAACUCUGCUCCAGAGAUCUGGCACCCUGACUGUUUUCCAGAGGUCUGACACCCAGACUCAGCUCCAGAGGUCCAGCUCCCUGACUCUUCUCCAUAGGUCCAGUACCCCAACUCUGCUCCAUAGGUUCGGCACCCUGACUGUGCUCCACAAUUUCAGUACCCCAAAUCUGCUCAAUAGGUCGGGCACCCUGACUGUGCUCCAGAAGUCUAGUACCAUGACUUUCUCCAGAGGUCUGGCACCUGACUGUGCUCCACAGGUGCAGCAUUCUGAUUCUGCUCCAGAGGUGCGGCACCCUGAUUCUGCUCCAGACGUCCGGCAUCGUAAUUCUGCUGUAAAGGUUUGGCACCUUGACACCAAGCCUCCAGGCUUGAAGUUUGUGUACAUGAAAGGAUGCAUGGGAAGGGGAGAAUACAAGAGCCACACUCUCAUUGAAAUGACUUCUUACAUCGUUUUCUUGCUGCUCAUAUUAAUCCGACUGAGUGCAUCUAAUGGCAACUGUGGUUUCAAUGAUUUAGUACAAUACCUGAGAAAUGACACAACUGUCCCGAAAUCUGAUGUUCGACCUGUUCUAGACUGGAGAACUCCAACGUUAGUGAACAUUGAUCUGGCCCUGUACUCAAUCAUCAGCUUAGACACAAGCCUUCAAUCCUUAACAACAUACAUAUGGUUUUUAAUGGAAUGGAAAAAUGAGUUUUUAACCUGGGAACCCAAUGACUUUUGCGGCAUUAAAAACGUUUCAAUUACUGGCACUGACCUUUGGAGGCCAGAUCUCUACAUUUAUGAAAUGACAGAGGGAGAUAAUAACUCUCCGGUGAUCCCAUACUUUAUUGUCUUUAGCAAUGGUGAAAUAAGCAACUCAAAACCAUCACGGAUUGUCAGUACCUGUAAUCUGGAUGUUUAUAAAUUCCCAUUUGACACACAGACAUGCUAUUUAACUUUUGGACCCUAUGUACACUCCGUUAAAGAUAUAAUUAUGGUGCCAAAGCUAAACUCUUCUCAAGUUAAUAAAAACUCACAAAGCAUUUUUGUUAGCAAGGGGGACUGGACCUUGUUAGACAUUAGUGUAACCAACAAUACAAUGUGGGAUGGAGAUGUUGGAUACAGUGGAGUGAUUUACAAGAUGGUUAUAAAAAGAGCUCCUAUCGUCUAUGUCAUUAACAUCAUUGUUCCGGCAUGUUUCUUGGUUAUCCUGGAUAUUGUCAGUAUGUUCAUUGAGAUGGGGACUGGAGAGAGACUUGGCUUCAAAAUAACAGUGGUUUUGGGGUUCUCUGUCCUCCUGCUCAUUCUGAACAACAUUCAACCAACUUCAGACAAUCCACCAAUUCUAGGUAUAUUUUGCUGUGUAUGCCUCGCCAUCAUGGUCAUAAGUAUAAUAGGUUGCAUUGCCACUUCCUAUAUGAUGACGCUAUCUGCAACUAGACCGAAUGUCCCACCAUGGAUAAAGAUCUGGGUCAUAAAACGUCUAGCCCAUGUCCUGUGCUUCAAAACAAAGUCCAUAAUUCAAGGGAUCCCAAUCAGUGAAGCUGGAAGGGAUGAUGGUGAUGGCAAGACAGUAGACAAAAACUCAGCUGCUCGGGAAAAGAAAAAGAUUAAAGGAACAACUGAAGUGAAACUCUUAAAAAAACUGCUUGCUGAAAUUCUGCAAAUGCAUAAGGAACUCAUCCAAUCUAAAGAUAAAGACGAAGCCAAAUCAGAGUGGUAUAUCGCAGCCACAGUGGUGGACAGGCUCGUCCUCAUUCUUUAUCUCAUUAUUGUCACAGUUAUGUUUGCAGUUGUUAUCAGCGUCUGG
Messenger RNA from Nanorana parkeri, 1932 nucleotides. RefSeq names its product 5-hydroxytryptamine receptor 3A-like. Gene Ontology annotation, biological process: monoatomic ion transmembrane transport; regulation of membrane potential; signal transduction. The record is from RefSeq and is a predicted model, not a curated record. The annotation marks the transcript as partial. NCBI's taxonomy places the organism in Eukaryota, Metazoa, Chordata, Amphibia, Anura, Dicroglossidae. Gene Ontology annotation, cellular component: membrane; synapse; neuron projection. The transcript has 11 exons. Gene Ontology annotation, molecular function: neurotransmitter receptor activity; extracellular ligand-gated monoatomic ion channel activity; transmembrane signaling receptor activity.